Ailuropoda melanoleuca (giant panda) is the source of this 990-nucleotide messenger RNA. It is a transcript of the gene UBE2C, whose product is annotated as ubiquitin conjugating enzyme E2 C. The coding region runs from base 369 to 812 and encodes 147 amino acids. Lineage: Eukaryota; Metazoa; Chordata; Mammalia; Carnivora; Ursidae. The transcript has 6 exons. The record is from RefSeq and is a predicted model, not a curated record.
GGCACACCCUGGGCCUUGGGGUCCAGAGCUCGGACUUCCGGGCCCCCACCUCCUCCUGGAGUGGGUAGAUAUGCGAGAGCAGGAGGGCACGCCGGGAGCUCGGGCUGCCCUUGGAGGGCCCCCCAAAGGAGGACUGAAGGGGGAGGCACGCUGCCACGAUCGUCCGCGGGUGAGCCAAGAUGAAAGUGCCUGGGACCCUCGGUGGCUCGGCGAGGUAGGGGUUAGUGGGGACGGAAGUGGGGAGAAACUGGGAUCCCGCAAGAGAGAGAGACGUCAGAGAAGCCGAGGGACUUAAGAACAAGGCCGAACCGUCCUGCCAGAUCCUGGAAUUGGGAAGGGUGAGGACUCACUAGGACUCUCCGGUGGAAAUGGGGCUACAGCAGGAGCUGAUGACCCUCAUGAUGUCUGGUGACAAAGGAAUUUCUGCCUUCCCUGAAUCAGACAACCUUUUCAAAUGGGUGGGGACCAUCCAUGGAGCAGCUGGCACAGUAUAUGAAGACCUGAGGUAUAAGCUCUCCCUGGAGUUCCCCAGUGGCUACCCUUACAACGCUCCCACAGUGAAGUUCCUCACACCCUGCUACCACCCCAACGUGGACACCCAGGGUAACAUCUGCCUGGAUAUCCUGAAGGACAAGUGGUCUGCCCUGUAUGACGUCAGGACCAUCCUGCUGUCCAUCCAGAGCCUGCUAGGAGAACCAAACAUUGAUAGUCCUUUGAACACACAUGCGGCCGAGCUCUGGAAAAACCCCACAGCCUUUAAGAAGUAUGUGCAAGAAACCUACUCAAAGCAGCUCUCCAGCCAAGAUCCCUGACUGUCCAGCCUCUCUCCUCGUGUUGUCUUUUUAUUUUCUCCUUAGAUGGUCUGUCCUUUUCUUCAUUUCUGUCUAGGACUCUGUCUUCAGCUGUGGUGUCAUUUUUGUUUUGUUUCUGUAUUUUAAAUUAAGUCUCUGGUUGAGCCCUUGUGAUAUAUUAAAUAAAUACAUUGGGUUU